ACCUCCGUGGGCGGGGCCAGGGCAGCCUGGGCAGGAAGGGUAUAAAGCCAGUAGGAUUCCAGUUUCACUACAACAGGAGACAGCAGGUAGGAGAAGACGCCACAGACGGAACAGACCAUAUACUACUGUAGUGUACCUUUACAAGGAGUCAUGGUGAAGUGUGUAGCCGUAAUUCUGUCAGGGUGUGGAGUCUAUGAUGGGACUGAGGUCCACGAGGCGUCAGCUGUACUGGUCCACCUCAGCAGGGCUGGAGCUAAGGUCCAGAUGUUUGCCCCCAACGUGGACCAAAUGCAUGUAGUGAAUCACUGUGAGGGGAAACCCACAGCUGAGAAACGUAACGUCCUGGAGGAGAGUGCUCGAAUCGCCCGCGGCGAUGUGUCUGACCUUGCCAAGCUAGAGAUCACCGCCUUCGACGCCCUCGUUAUCCCAGGUGGUUUUGGCGUGGCUAAAAAUCUGUCUGACUGGGCUGUGAAGGGGAAGGAGUUCACGGUUCAACCCCAAGUAGAGAAGCUGAUUAAGGGGUUCCACGCUGCAGGCAAGCCCCUGGCUAUGUGCUGCAUCUCCCCUGUCCUAGCUGCUAAGGCCCUGCCGGGGUGUGAGGUCACCGUGGGACAGGACAAGGAGUGUGAGAGAUGGCCCCAUGCCCAGACGGCAACUUCCAUGAAGGAGCUGGGCUGUAAACACGUGAAUAAGAAAGUGGGGGAGGUCCACAUCGAUGUGAAGAACAAGCUGGUCACCUCCUCAGCCUUCAUGUGCAACGCUCUCAUACACGAGGUGUUUGACGGGGUGGGCGUCAUGGUUACAGAACUGCUCAAACUGGCCUAGGACACGUCUGAGAUGCAGAAUACUGAUUAGCUGUGCUUCUCAAAAGAUACCCUGCUCCCUUUAUAGUGCUGAUGUGAUCUUCUCAAAAGUCACCCUGGUUCCCUUUAUAGUGCUGAUGUGAUCUUCUCAAAAGACACCCUGCUCCCUUUAUAGUGCUGAUGUGAUCUUCUCAAAAGACACCCUGCUCCCUUUAUAGUGCUGAUGUGAUCUUCUCAAAAGACACCCUGCUCCCUUUAUAGUGCUGAUGUGAUCUUCUCAGAAGACACCCUGCUCCCUUUAUAGUGCUGAUGUGAUCUUCUCAAAAGACACCCUGCUCCCUUUAUAGUGCUGAUGUGAUCUUCUCAAAAGACACCCUGUUCCCUUUAUAGUGCUGAUGUGAUCUUCUCAAAAGACACCCUGUUCCCUUUAUAGUGCUGAUGUGAUCUUCUCAAAAGACACCCUGCUCCCUUUAUAGUGCUGAUGUGAUCUUCUCAAAAGACACCCUGCUCCCUUUAUAGUGCUGAUGUGAUCUUCUCAAAAGACACCCUGCUCCCUUUAUAGUGCUGAUGUGAUCUUCUCAAAAGACACCCUGUUCCCUUUAUAGUGCUGAUGUGAUCUUCUCAAAAGACACCCUGCUCCCUUUAUAGUGCUGAUGUGAUCUUCUCAGAAGACACCAUGCUCCCUUUAUAGUGCUGAUGUGAUCUUCUCAAAAGACGGGAAUCGGGAGCCAUUUGGGAAGUGACCUCACAAUCAUGUUUGUUGUUGUUGUUGUUGUUGUUGUUGUUGUUUGUUUCCCUGGAGACCCUCCUGAUUGGAAUGUAAUUGUGUUGUGUUGUGUUGUGUUGUGUUUCUGUUGCUUCAUCUGUCUGACUGUGGAAAUACUUUAUCAACAUCGUAAUAAAACCAAAUUCUAAAAAUG
Messenger RNA from Oncorhynchus keta (chum salmon), 1723 nucleotides. RefSeq names its product glutamine amidotransferase-like class 1 domain-containing protein 3, mitochondrial. Lineage: Eukaryota; Metazoa; Chordata; Actinopteri; Salmoniformes; Salmonidae. The coding region runs from base 151 to 825 and encodes 224 amino acids. The transcript is spliced from 5 exons. The record is from RefSeq and is a predicted model, not a curated record.